UGUGGAUUUAGGGGGUGAUGGGUGGGAGACUGGAGGAGGAGCACUUGGCAGCCAGAGUGUAUAUGAGACCCUCAUAAAUUGGGUCCAACAUGAGAGGGCGCUUGGUGUUCCAGAGUGUGCUGAUCCUGUGGCUGGUCCAGAGUGCGCAUACUGGCAGAAAGAGAGCACACAAUGGCGGAGGCACUGGAAGAAGGCUGAUUCCAUUGAAAGGUGUCGGUUCACCAAUGGGUGCGCAGAAUGGCUACGGUGGCUACCCCAAUAAAGGAGUAGGCUACAGUGCGGCAAAUGGUGCAGCGCAAGCUCAGGGAGGGUGGCCACAAGGAUAUGACGAUCAUGCUGGUCCCACCAACCAACAUCCAAUGAAAGGCAACGGCUACAGCUAUCACGCUGGCGUAUUUGGUGCACAAGGAAAUAAAGGCAAUGGUUAUGGAGGUCCUCCUGCUGGACCCCAGAGUGGAAACAAAGGUUACGGUGGUGCUCUUGGUGGAAAUGGAGCCAAGCCAAAUGGCCUGGUGGGUGCUGGACGUAAACCCAUGAAAGGAUACGGCCAGCCAUAUUAUGGAGCAGGUGUGGGAGUGUCUCAAAUUCAAGGGGUUCCCCAGUUUACCAGGAACCAUGGCAAGGCAUACGGUUAUGGUACACAACCAAUGGGUGGCUACACUGGUGGUUAUGGAAUGGGUCUGGGACCACGUUAUGGAAGUGGAGGAAUGAAAGGACCCAAACCAGGAUACGGCGGUGCAGCGGGUGUACCCAACAGACAAGGUGCUGUCCCCAAUGGCUAUGGGAAUGUUGUCAAGCCUAGUGGAUAUGGAGCAAACAAAGGAGGUUAUGGAAUUGGCGCUGUUCCCAAUGGAUAUGGAGCCAAACCUAAUGGUUAUGGAGCUGGUGGCACGAAAGGAUAUGGCCCUGAAACUGGAAAUGGUGCAGCACUUGGAGGAUUUGGAAAUAAACUUAGUGGAUAUGGAUGGCUAGGUGCACGCUCGCCCCCUCAGACCACUAAAGGCGUUGGGCCGAUGUUACCUGGCCAAGGCUUUGGUGGUUUUGCUGGCAUACCAAAUCAACCGGCUAAAGCACCAAACUCUAGAUUUGUCCAGAUGCCGUAUGGUAACGGUCCAAAGAUCCCAGGUGCGCCUAAUGGCAAAGGUCUUAAAGGUGAUGUUCUUUCACCUCAGCAACCAGGCUCAGCUCCCUGGGAGGGCGCCACACCUCAACGACCAAUCAUCGAAGGAGACUCGUUUCUGGCGCCUGAGCCCACCAGUGGCCGGCUUGUUCUGGUGACCCAAGACCAGUACCAGAAGCUGCCCUCACCUGUGCCGCAGGGGAAACUCUACAUGCAGCCGCUGCCCAUCCCGCAGGCUACACCGGUUUAUGCACCGGUUUUCCCUCAGGGUAAAGAGCCCAAGCUUGGUCAUAAAGACUCUUCAGGGUCAGCACCCAUGAGACCACUGGACAAAAGUCUGAAGGCCCCUUCCUAUGAAGCUGGACCAGCAGGAGAGAAUCCUGCAGCCCUUCGUCAAGAUGUUUUUGGGGUGGGCGACGAGCGAGGGUUACGCUCCUGCGAGUUCAGAGAACGUCCUCCAUCCAGAGCAAACACCUGCUCCUACAGCUCCCUUGGAGGAGGAAGUCCAGAAUCUAGAGACUGA
Molecule: messenger RNA, 1643 nt
Organism: Phycodurus eques (leafy seadragon)
Lineage: Eukaryota; Metazoa; Chordata; Actinopteri; Syngnathiformes; Syngnathidae
Product: spidroin-1-like
Exons: 23
Coding region: 90-1643 (517 amino acids)
Source: RefSeq, a predicted model, not a curated record